Amphibalanus amphitrite is the source of this 1271-nucleotide messenger RNA. RefSeq names its product FMRFamide-like neuropeptides 1. The transcript has 3 exons. Bases 172 to 564 code for a protein of 130 amino acids. NCBI's taxonomy places the organism in Eukaryota, Metazoa, Arthropoda, Thecostraca, Balanomorpha, Balanidae. Gene Ontology annotation, biological process: neuropeptide signaling pathway. The record is from RefSeq and is a predicted model, not a curated record.
GCAGCGCGCGACAGAGCAGACGCGACCCGCUUCCGCGAGAGCCUGCGCACCGGGCGCCGACCGAGCCAGCGUCCACCGAGCGGCCAGCCAGCGGUCUUGGAGCCGAGCGACAGCUCGGCGCGGCCCGGUAGACCACCAGCAGCCGACCGGAGGCCGGAGCAGACCCGCAGGAUGUUGGUCGAGGGCUGUCUACCUGUGAUCCUGAUGAUAGCCGUGCUGUCCGGGCGGCAACACCUGGUCAGGGCCGACCAGGAGCACUUCAUCAGUAGCGCGCGCGUCGGACCCCUGUUCGAGGACUUUGAGCCAGACCUGUACGACUACGAGGACAAGCGGGCGCUCGACUACGGCCACCUGCGCUUCGGCAAGCGGACGGCGAGCCUCGCGUCCGCCGGAGAGUCCGGCGGACAGCUCGCCGACGCCAAACGCAACCCCGACUACGGCAUGAUGAAGUUUGGCCGGCGCUCCCCGGAUUACGGCUUCAUGAAGUUCGGUCGACGCUCGCCAGACUACGGCUUCAUGAAGUUCGGAAAGAGGCGAGCGGCAAAAUCGGCCGGUAGGAGCUGAGCGGAUCCGCCGGGCCGGGCUGGGCGAACGAGGGGCGAACGAUGGGAAAAGGAGGGACAAUACAGGGACAUUGGAUGCAAGAAAGAAACAAACGAAACCACCAUCGACCACAACCGAGAUUGACGGAUUCAACGAACCACCGACAGGACAUCAGGAGGUCGGCUGAAGGACGAUACGCCACCUCAGGGAGAUGGGCGAGUCGAGCUCCGUUCGCCGCGCGGUCAUCCGCAGAGGUCCGGACUGAUAGCGCGAGGUCGUGACUGCGGUCUCGGGUCGGGUCUGGUGAUGGAGGUGCCGCUCCGGAAUGAUUGCUGAGCAGAGGCGGCCCAAAAUGAGCCAAGUCGAGCGGCGAGCGGUCUGGUGAGCUGUGCCGAAUGUCCGCGAAUCGUUGUCCAUGAUAGCGCGCUGUGCCCGGACUGAUCCGCGUGACGUCUUCUAGUCUGUUCCCGCAGCAUACCAAAUACGUUUGCAGCAUAUAAAAGUGACCAUCAACUGGCAGACCUUUCGACGAUGAGCUCAUGUACCAAAGCACGACGAUGUGAUCCGUCGGACACAGGUUAUCCAACGCCCCUGCUUAAAACACUGAGAACUGGCACGAAAUAGGCGUGCUCGCAUCAGCUCAACGUCUUUCAGUGAAGCUCUUUUUACGAUAAUGCUGGAGCAGGCAGACUCGUGAGACAAUUAAUACAUCAAGCGAACGAAAACAA